Suillus subaureus is the source of this 1148-nucleotide messenger RNA. RefSeq lists its product as uncharacterized. The record is from RefSeq and is a predicted model, not a curated record. Gene Ontology annotation, biological process: transcription initiation at RNA polymerase II promoter. The coding region runs from base 31 to 918 and encodes 295 amino acids. Gene Ontology annotation, cellular component: transcription factor TFIIE complex. The transcript has 7 exons. NCBI's taxonomy places the organism in Eukaryota, Fungi, Basidiomycota, Agaricomycetes, Boletales, Suillaceae.
AGCACUCUGACUCUUCAUCGUUCAACUACCAUGUCCCUCGGAAAAGACACAGACUCAUUCAAGCGCGUCCUCCAUCGUCAAAACUAUUCUUCAUGGCACUCGCAACCUGCUCCGCUUAACUCUUCUGCCGGCUCUAUCUCUACGCCUGCGCCUGCGCCCGCGCCCACGACUGCACCCUACAAGAAACGGCCGAAGACUAAUAUCGUGUAUUCACAGCCAGCGGAUACGGGGACGGGGACGAAUGUGAAUACGCAACUUGUGUAUGCUAUUGAUCAUCUAAAGUACGCAUUACUUUUCAUCUCGACGCAUAACCCUAUGCGUCUUCAGGACAUUGCCAUUGUCACGAACACGCCGCUAGAGACUGACAUGGUCCUCCUCGAGAAAUUCAAGUCGCACGAUAGGAUUCUUUGGGAUCCGAAGACUGAUCUUUAUUCGUACCGACACGAAUUCAGUUUUCGAAACAAGGCUGCGCUGCUGACGGAGAUCCAGCGGCAGACGCGGAAAGGCGGUGGGAUACCCGUGCGCGCACUCAAGGAGUCUUGGAAGGAGGCACCGCAGGCUAUUGAGGAGCUGGAGAAGGAGGGAGAGGUGCUUGUUACGAGAACUGUGAAGGAUGGUCAGUUGCGGAUGGUAUUUUGGAAUGAAAUCAAGCCGGAUGAUGAGAGUGGGGGAAAGCAAGUCGAGAAGGAGUUUUUUGAUCUGUGGCAUUCGUUGAAAGUGCCGAAUGAUGUUGAUCUAUUGAAAGCGUUGCGUGCUGAGGGGCUGCAGGCUACUGCGGAAGAGAUGCCGAUCCCGAAAGCACCGUCGAACAUGAAGAAGAAGGGAAAGCGCUCGGCACCACGACAGAGACAAGCGAAGAUUACGAACACGCAUUUGAAGGGAGAGAUCGAUCUUUCGCGAGAUUAUGAGAGGAAAUGAUCCGAGUACAUGCGAUUUCAUGUUUCUAAGGAUCUUCAUCUGCACGGUGUCGUGGGCGGGCGGGCGUAUCUUUCGUUCUAUGGCGAUUCGAGCCACUUUUGCGUACUUCCGUCCAACCUCACCCCGCAGCUGUCCCUUUCGAGAACCAUCCAGGCGGUGGUGUUUCCAUCCCGACAGUUUCAGAUGAAAUAUUGUCCUUUGUAGAAGGCGCAGUCUUUUCACUACCGACU